ACAUGUCCUCCAGCCUGGAUGAAAAGUUCGGUACACUGCUGACUUCAUCCAGCUCCAGAUUUCCGUCUCUUUCACUACAGUCAGCAGCUUCUAUCUGUAGGGAGCCCAAGACGUGUGUGAUUUACAGGCAUCCCCCGAAGAGCUCCCAUGUAUCUCGGACUGUUCUGCGUUGGCUCCAGCGCUUGGAUCUCAGCUUCUUCCCCAGAAACAUCAACAGGGAUUUUUCAAAUGGCUUCCUGGUUGCAGAAAUAUUCACUAUAUAUUACCCCUGGGACCUGAAACUGUCAUCCUUUCAAAACGGAACUUCUUUAAAAGUGAAGUUGGAUAACUGGGGACAGUUGGAGAAGUUCAUGGCAAAGAAAAGAUUUAAAUUACCUAAAGAACUAAUCCAUGGAACAAUUCAUUGUAAAGCAGGAGUAGCUGAAAUAUUGAUACAGGAGGUGUACACCUUAUUGACUCAUCAAGAAGUUAAAAGUAUUCAAGGAGAACCUGUGACUUUCACAGACUUUAAUUACCAGAUGAAUUUGCCUCUAGUUUCCAGAUCUACAGCAUCAAAAUCUAUUAAAAAUAACAUUAGGUUAUCAGAGUUGAUAAGCAAUCCCAACUUGCUCAACAAUGAACGUAAAAUAGAGUUCCUCUUCCUUUUACAAAUGUUGCAAAGAAGAUUAAGCAGACAGUUGAAUCCAAAUUGGUUUGAGGUCAAACCAACAGUGGGUGAACAUACUCUCAAUCAUUUUCCUAGUCAAGUCUAUAAGUGCAGUUAUAAUCCACUGGUUUCAAAGGAAAGAACUGUUCCUGUGUUAUCAAAUGAUGGUAAUCUGCUUAGAGAAAUUCCUAUGAAACAAGAAAGAGAAGAUUUUUUUGAAAACCUUCUGAAACCUAUUAAAAGCAAGGAAAAGUUAUCCUGAAAAGCACCUGUCUAAUAGCUUUGAAGAACUGAUGUCAUGCACCAUCUCUUGCCAUACUAAUGGGGUAUAAUUACCUAGUCUUGGCUAUAAUUCAGUCAGUAAAUUAAAGUGGUGUUCUAUCCAUA
Erinaceus europaeus (western European hedgehog) is the source of this 1033-nucleotide messenger RNA. It is a transcript of the gene SPATA4, whose product is annotated as spermatogenesis associated 4. Gene Ontology annotation, molecular function: microtubule binding. Gene Ontology annotation, cellular component: axoneme. The record is from RefSeq and is a predicted model, not a curated record. Gene Ontology annotation, biological process: negative regulation of execution phase of apoptosis; regulation of cytoskeleton organization. Bases 3 to 908 code for a protein of 301 amino acids. The transcript has 6 exons. Lineage: Eukaryota; Metazoa; Chordata; Mammalia; Eulipotyphla; Erinaceidae.